Molecule: messenger RNA, 992 nt
Organism: Theileria equi strain WA
Lineage: Eukaryota; Apicomplexa; Aconoidasida; Piroplasmida; Theileriidae
Product: signal peptide containing protein
Exons: 1
Coding region: 1-813 (270 amino acids)
Source: RefSeq, a predicted model, not a curated record
AUGAAGGUCUUCUCACUGUUUUUGUUGACAUACUUGGGAGUCUCCCAUUGUAUGGGCACCGGAAACGCUCCUCUUCCUGACGUUGUCCUUGAUCUUGAGAACCUUGACCCUUUGAAUGUAUGCAAACAUGAAAAUGUAGUGGACGGAGUUACCUACACCUGCUACUUUCCUAGCGUCGGUGGCAUAUUCGGAAAGGUCUUGGACGGAGAAGUCACUCUCUGGGAAGCUGAAGGAGAAGAGAGAUGCACCGGAGUAUCCUCAAGGUCUGUGGGCGACUCUGUCCUUCUCACCCUCUCCGUAUUACCACCUGGUGGUAGACUCGGACUCAAGUACUGCAUGAAGAGGCAUGAUGGAAAGUGGGAAAAUGCUGAAAAGGAUAGUUUCUUCAAGAAGCUUGGUGGAGUGAGAGGAAUUUCUAAACCUUCCACUUUAGCACUUCCUAGUGAUGGAACUCAGUCUAAGGGAUCCAGAGCAGCCCCCUUCGUUUUGGACCUUUCAAAACCUGAUGAGGCAAAGUUAGAUGUAUACAAACAUGACAUUGAUAAAGUAGUUCUUAAGGAUUAUUUCCCACUAAGGGAUCAUAUUACUUCUGUCGUAGAAUCUGGAACUUCUGUUUGGAGGGCUGAAGCCGACCAAAAGUGUUUCCUUGCCAAGUCUUAUACAAAGGAAAAGCACAUACUGUUUUCCGUAUGUAUAAAGAAUAAUAAUGGAUACGUUGACAAGUACUUUGAAAAGGCUGAUGGAGUAUGGAAUGAGGUCGAUAGGGAAGUAUUCAGUGAGAAGGUAAGGGUACUAUUGGGAAUAUCCGAAUGAUAGAUUAAUAAUUCCAUUUCUGAGACUACCUAUUUCUAGAAGAUAGUUGUCCCUAACGUUUCUCAUUGUCUACAUGCGUUUUGGCAUAGUAUGUGAUUCUGAAUGAUAAUCUAGUUGAGACAGAUCGCUCUUUUGGACUAGUUUGUUAAAUCCUCUGAAAGGUUUUGCUUAUGGAUAUU